UUUUAUGUAUUUGCUCAUAGGCCUGAUAGGGUACGGUCCAUAUGCGAUAGAUGUAUUUUUUCCAGAGAGAAAUACACAUUUACCAUAUAUUUGAGCUGAUUUUACAGACUUUUCUUCAUGGGCAUUAAUGCACAUGGUUCAUUUGUACAUUCAUCUAGUAUUUAGAGAUAAUGAUUACAUGUAACUGACCAUGACGAGAUUUCAUCCUUACCAUGGGCAGAACAUUCGCCUUCUCCAUGACAACAUGGUGGCAUACAGGGAAACAAGCUUUGCCCAUGCACUGACAUUCAGCGAGAAGCCGCUCCGACCAGGUGAAAUAUUUCUCGUCGAGAUAGAGAAAAACGAACGGGGAUGGAGUGGGCACAUGAGGAUAGGUCUGACUCAGUUUAAUCCUGCCGAUCAGUUUGAGUUACCGCAGUAUGCACUCCCAGACCUGCAUAACAUGGGAAAAUCAUGGAUAUUUGCUGUGACUAAAUCGCACAAUAAAGUGAUGUUGAAUGAGGAAGACGACAGUGAUAAUGGAGAUGAACCUUACCAAUCCGUCGUGGGUGACACGGACAUUGUACAGACUCCUCAGGGGUCAUUCAGUAGGAGCUUGUUAUUACCAUUAGGAAAACUUUUCCCUUCGAAUAAAAGUGGAAAUAAUUCAUAUCAUGUGCCCAAAAAGAGUGUGUUACCAACUGACGUAGGUAGCAGAAUUGGGAUUAUGUACAAAGUGAACGGGGACACUGCGGAAAUGAGGUUUAUCAUUAAUGGGGAGGACCAGGGGCCGUGUGCCCGCUACAUUCCUUACCAAGGGGGGAACCUACACGCUGUGGUAGAUGUCUAUGGUACAACCAAACAAGUACGAAUUAUCCAGUUGUAUGGAGUGUCCACUCUUCAGAAUGCUUGCAGGGAUAGGAUACUACAACUAACUAGUGAAGAAGACCUAAAUAAGUUGCCAUUGCCGAAAAAACUCAAGCAGUUUUUGAGAUAUGAGUUAUAAAUUGCUUUUCAUGACUUAUUUUAAUUGUUUAAUUUUGAUUUGAUUCAAUGUAAUGUUUCACUGUUAUUAUCAUGUUAAAAUUGUUCAUAAUGUGCUGUGAUGUUUUUUUAAUUUCAAGAAAAUUACUGUUGACUAUUUUCAUAGGGCACCAGAUUUCUGUCUAUAUGUAUGGUUUGUUAUUAGAUGAAUUUUUUCAUGAUAAUUGCUCAUGAAAAAAAUUACACUUUUGAUUUCUUAAUGAAUUAUGAGCCGUUCCACUUGAAAAAAAAAAUGGCAAUAGUUGGAGAGGGAAAAUGAUAAAGUGGUACAUAUAUUUUUACUCCUGAAAUGCAAUUCUAUAAAGAGACUUUUCAGAUAUUGUCUCCAUUUAUUAAAUCCUGGUUAGAAGGCACUACUUAAACUGAAUUUUUAAGAUUCUUAUUUCUGUUUGAUAAUUUAAAAAAAAAAAAUUGCAUUUACCUUGCUCAUGUCUUGCUAAUGAGAAAAAACGGAGGGGGCUAAGAAAAAGAUAUAUUUAUAGUUACUCAAUAUUUGGAUCAAGGUUUUAUGUCAAGGUCACCAGAAAGGUCAGUGGAGAAAAAUAAUUUACAACUAUAAACAUUUACGAGAACAGAGUCACCUGUAUUGUUGUGCAUGUAAAUUAUAGUGAUAGAAGUAAAAAAGGAAGAAUUCUAUAGAGCAUAAUGGAAUAAAUAACUGGAUAGAAAAUGCAUAAUUUUAAUUUCUGGGUUUUUUUUUUUAUCAUGAUAAAAUGUUAUGUUAUUAUUGUUUGGAUUAGACAAUGUGUAAAAGUUUCAUUUUUUGAAAUGAGUGAUUUCUUAAUCAUACUAAUCUUAACUAUUUCUCUUACUUGUAGAAAAAUGUAGUAGUUAAUGUCAAAGGAUUUUUGAAUUAAUGAUAUUCCCCCAAAUUUAUAAAUAUUGGUGUCAAAGAAUGCACUUCUCAUUUCAUUUAAAAAUGCUUAUGGAGAUUGAUUUUUUUCUUUUUUUAUAUGUUUACUUUGUAUUAUUUUACCUAGGGAAUGAUUUUCAGGUCAAAGCGGUUCACAAUUCUUUUGAUAAUUCUUCAUUUCACUGCAGUUAUUGUGUUGCUUUGAAUUUCACACAAAGCAAAGAAUGUAUACUGUCAGUAGCAAGCUAUUAAACAUGUAAUGCUUAUGCAUAAGAGUAUCAUGUUAAAUGGUCACAGUGUUUUUACUGAAUUUUAUUUUGAAGAAAAAAAAGAAAUCCUUUUCAUGAAUAUUGAGUCAUUUUGAAAAAUACACUACCAAAAAUAUUCAGUAAUUGAAUCAUUGUAUAACAAUGAACAUAUUUAAAUGUAACUGACAGCACUUUAAUUAAGUUUUUGUUGAUGUGCUGGAAGGAAUGGUUGUGCCAUGUCAAAAUCAUGUCCACGUGUAAGUCUGAGAUAUUUUCAUUAUGCUGCAUAGACAUAUUACCAUGUAUUAAGGUGAACCAGCCACUCUAUAAUGAGAGAUAACUUUUAAAUAGAUGUCACUAGGUUUCCUUUAUGCAUUUUUUGUCCAUUUAUGAUUUUUAUCUAAAUUUUGCACCACAUGGUCAAACUGAAUUUGCAUGAUAUCAAAUUCAUUUUCAUGUUUUGAACAGAUAAAUCACAACCUUCUACAAUUUAGUUAUAUACAUGUAUUUGUACAAAAUCUUGGAUAAUUUUGCCUAUAUUUAACUCUGCUUUUUGAAGACAUUGAGUCAUAAUUAAUUAAUUAUUGACGUGACAAGUGCUACAUUGUAAUGAUCAGCAUAACAUAUCAUUGUCCUUUCUUGAAAUGCACAUGUGAUUAGAACAAAAAUCUUUCAAAAAUAUAGAUGCAUUUCAUAAUUAAUUGAAUGAAAAAAAAAUCAUUUCGAAAGGAAAUGCACAUUAAUGUUGAAAA
Molecule: messenger RNA, 2876 nt
Organism: Saccostrea cuccullata (small rock oyster)
Lineage: Eukaryota; Metazoa; Mollusca; Bivalvia; Ostreida; Ostreidae
Product: neuralized-like protein 2
Exons: 3
Coding region: 191-985 (264 amino acids)
Biological process (GO): intracellular signal transduction
Molecular function (GO): ubiquitin protein ligase activity
Source: RefSeq, a predicted model, not a curated record